GAUGAAUUGUACUGUCUCAGUCAAAAUGAGCACCAAUAAACAGGACCACCGCCUUCCAGCGAUUGAGCCAACAUCAGAGACAUCUGGUGAUAAAAGGUUCAAUAUCAACGAUUACGCCACGAGAAAAUCUUUCGUUCAGGGUAUGCUCGAUCUGGCCCUACUAACGGCGAACGCUGCCCAGUUGAAGUAUAUUCUAGCCGUCGGAGAAAUUCAUCAGUUUUAUACCUUACUGCUGGUCCUAAUUAUUACCUCAAUCUCGCUACAGAUUUUACAAGCGAUCAUAAUUGUGGUGCUGGGUAUGCUGCUCAACAUCAACAAAAUCGAGGAGCAACGAAAGUCAGACAUCAUCAACAAUAUACUGAUUUGCGUUACUGUUGUAACUGUCGUUAUCAAUAUCGUCAUUAGUUCCUUCGAUAUGAAGAAUCAGAGCUUAAUAAAAGCUUGAAGGGAAGAUAUUGUGGAUGGCAAUUUGUGUAGCAAAUUCACCUUGACGGAAUCCACCGAAAUUACUACUGAAAAAGAAGCAAU
This is a messenger RNA of Topomyia yanbarensis, 528 nucleotides long. Its product is annotated as ninjurin-2-like. Lineage: Eukaryota; Metazoa; Arthropoda; Insecta; Diptera; Culicidae. Gene Ontology annotation, cellular component: membrane. Gene Ontology annotation, biological process: cell adhesion; tissue regeneration. The coding region runs from base 2 to 445 and encodes 147 amino acids. The record is from RefSeq and is a predicted model, not a curated record. The transcript is spliced from 3 exons.